UAAUAUUCUUGAAUGCCUUGAGCUUUUAUAAGACAAUAUAGGUAUAACCCUGAAAGAUCGUAGACCUUAGGGUCAGUUCUUGGGAGUGUGAUUAUUGCAAAUAACCAGCCUUAUUCGUUACAUUUCGUGGUGUGUCGUGUGUCGACUGCAUACUUAAUAAAUUACGCGUGAUUUGUGACGUCUACGUGUGACGUAUUUGUUAUAAUCAGAAUUAGCAUGAUGCUCUACAAUAGGUUCAUUGCGGUCGGGAAAGAAAAGUUGCUGUUUUUUCUCGGGAAACAUGGUGUACGUCAUUUAGGCUCGAUGACCCAGGUGUACGCGAGCGUCCGCCAGUCCGAUCUCCCCGGCUACCCCGGUUGCCAGUGCACAACGGUAGCGCUCGCCGCCAUCCUACACUGGGAACUGGUGCGGAAGCAGGGUAGAAGCCGACCAACAGCCGCAAUGGUCAAUGAAAUUAUGCGCACCGGAAACCGGCUGCACAAUCUGUUCAGAGACGUGUACCAACUCAGUGUGGAAGGGGACAACCGGGUUGCCAUUGACGACCUGCCUCUGGACCGCUACCUUACGUUGUGUAACGUCUUCAGUCAGCGGAAGGUUGUCGUCAAACGUUCCGGAGAUAUCAAAUACGUCUGUACCAGUGAAAUGCAAACGUUCGGAAAUGACAUAAUGUCACUAAAGCAGAUGCUUAUUAACGCCAAAUCACCUAGUGCAUUUCUGGUGACGUGCGGGGAUCUCUCACAGGCAAUCUUUAAACGGGAUGACGAAUAUGAACUGUUCGAUUCCCAUGGAUUCAUCAAAAUAUACAUGGGACACAAGGUGAAACCGAAAGGUUCCAUUUUUCGAUUCUUGUGUAUAACUGAAUUUGACAAGUUCAUAGUGUCCGUGCACGGGGAAGGAUCAUAUAUGCAGGUAGCAGAACUAACAGUGCGACCCGAACCUUAAGAAAACAGAGGCUAUCAAAGGUCGUUAAGUGUGACGGGUAUGAACCUGAUACGCUCAGGCCUGUACCUCAGGGACGAUCGGAAAUACCUGCUUGCCUUCAUCAAACAUGAAAUACGGCGAAAGUGAUUAUGUCACAUUGACCGGUGCCAGAGAAUGAGAUAAAGAGUUCAAAGCUAUAAGUUUUGUUGAAAACAUGCGCCACGUCCUUAUACAUUAUUCUCAUACAGAGAACGUGUACGUAAUCACAUCGAAAAACAUUAACAUGACAGUGGAAAGAAAUACAACGGAACAGUCGAAUAGAACAGUACAGUAGAUGAUAACAGAAUAGUAGGAAAGCACAGGACAGUAGAAAAAAAAACAGAACAGUACAAACUAUAGAAUAGUAGAGAGGAGCAGAACACUUGACAGAUCUUUACGUUAGAUAAGACCAUAACAUUGAUAGGAACAAAACACGGAAUAAACCCGAAAAUUAACAAGUGCAGUACGGUAUGGAGGAAUAUACAUUAUAGAAGAACAUAUCAGAAGAAUAUAACUUACAGAAGAACAUAACACAAAGCAGAAAAGAAAACAUGAAACGAAAAUACAGAACAUAAGAACAGGUAAAUGACCAAACAGCUGAAACGAGUAAAGACCAUAACCGACAAGCAGAAAAGAAACGAACAUUGCAGAUAAAAAAAACAGAACAAUGAGGACGAACAACUAAAGAUACAUAACAAAACAGUUUAGGAGCCAAGAAUAAACAGGUAGGAAAGAACAGAGAAGAGGACAAAACAGUAAGGAAAUACAGAACUGAACGACAGAAAAGAAAUCAAUUAUUUUUUGGCAUUUGGCAUACAAUAGUGAUUCAACAUGGUGAUAUCAAGUACUGAUUCUGCCAGGGAAGCGGACUUGAAUGUUUCCAUUGAAGACUCCACAUGAAUUCCUGCUGCUUCAAGUGUUCCGUUGAAUCUUUUUGCUUGAAAUCGGUUUAACAUUGAAAUUAGAAUCUAAUACAAUUUUCAUUAUACAUGUAUACAGUAUGAUAGAAAAUGAUUUAAGCGAAAAUAAUACAUAAUUUUCUGA
This is a messenger RNA of Dreissena polymorpha, 2004 nucleotides long. RefSeq lists its product as uncharacterized. The transcript is spliced from 7 exons. The coding region runs from base 217 to 942 and encodes 241 amino acids. NCBI's taxonomy places the organism in Eukaryota, Metazoa, Mollusca, Bivalvia, Myida, Dreissenidae. The record is from RefSeq and is a predicted model, not a curated record.